Cuculus canorus (common cuckoo) is the source of this 4021-nucleotide messenger RNA. RefSeq names its product BAG cochaperone 1 (gene BAG1). NCBI's taxonomy places the organism in Eukaryota, Metazoa, Chordata, Aves, Cuculiformes, Cuculidae. Bases 26 to 655 code for a protein of 209 amino acids. The record is from RefSeq and is a predicted model, not a curated record. Gene Ontology annotation, molecular function: protein-folding chaperone binding; adenyl-nucleotide exchange factor activity. Gene Ontology annotation, cellular component: cytoplasm; membrane; cytosol. Gene Ontology annotation, biological process: protein stabilization. The transcript is spliced from 7 exons.
GACGCGGGACCCACGUGGCGCGGAGAUGGCGGCGACAGGAGCGCUGGUCACUGUCACAGUCACUUACAGCAAUGAAAAACACAGUAUUCAAGUUGCUCCUCAACAGGAAGAUGGUGAACCUACGCUCCAAGACAUGGCUCUGCUUAUUGAACAAGUCACUGGAGUUCCAGUUCCUUUUCAGAAACUGAUAUACAAAGGAAGGUCACUCAAAGAACUGGAACAACCCUUGUCAGCACUUGGUGUUAAAAAUGGUUGCAAAGUCAUGUUGAUUGGCAAAAGGAAUAGUCCAGAAGAAGAGGCUGAAUUAAAGAAGUUAAAAGACUUGGAGAAGUCAGUGGAACAAAUAGCUAAUAAGUUAGAGGAAGUUAAUAAGGAGUUCACAAGUAUCCAGAAGGGAUUUUUAGCAAAGGACCUCCAAGCAGAAGCGCUAAAACAGCUGGACAAGAGGAUAAAAGGAACUGCAGAGCAGUUCAUGAAGAUCCUGGAACAUAUUGAUGCCACUAGUCUGCCAGAGAAUUUCAGUGAUUGCAAGCUGAAAAAGAAAGGGUUGGUGAAAAGGGUGCAGGCUUUUCUUGCCCAGUGUGAUACCAUUGAAGGAAAUAUUGGUCAAGAAAUGGACAAGCUACAGUCAAAGAAUUUGGCACUGGCAGAAUGAGGCAUUGCCCUACGUAAUUAGGAAACAUAAUUGCUCUGUGAGCAAGAAGACAAGUUUGCUCUUUGUUUUGGAGCACGUAUUCAGCUUUUUUUUUUUUUUUUGAAAGCCCAGUCUGUUAGACUGGUACCAGUCAAUCAUUUCUUGCUGGUUGUCUUGUUUGCCGCUUGGUUAGACUUCUUACUUUGAAAAGAAAAUCCUUCUUGAAGAAUGGCAGAAAUAAUCUUUGUGGUGAAUUGUUAUGUAUCUUAUGGAUGAAUGUUUAGUUUACUAAGUUAUAAAGUUUGCAGUGACAGGCAAUUUUGUCUGAUAUGUCUUUGAAUUUAUUGAAUUUAUUUACAGCUCAAAUCAAAGAAGGUCUGUAAUCAUACAAGUGCCAUAAGUGGCAAUUGUAGGACUUCAGCUUGAUUGAAAAAGGCAAACUGAGACAACAUCUGGGAGAGUUGAACAUUCUAGUAGACAGUUCAGAGCAAUAAAGAAAACCCUACACAUUUGUAUCUACUUAAUGUUUGUAUGCAUUUAUAAAUAUAAGAAAGCUUGACUUUUCCUCUUGACUAUAAGGAAGUCGUACCUAUUUUAGCCUUAAACUGUCAUAAUAAAUGGAAUGUACUGUAACAUGUAAGGUACUUAAUUUUGAGUGGUGCUUUAAGUUGUUACUGAGCUCCUUGAUACUGACGUAUGUUUUUUACAUAGAUUACUGAUGUACUGUGGUUUUUAUAGAUUAUUCUUAUUUUUAUUGUUUGUGUUCCCUCUUGAGUUAUGGUGGGAAAUGAAAUGAGAUUGCUCAUGCUGCUCAUAUGCCAAGGGUUUGGUUCAAGCAAGGUAUAACUAAGGAGCUGUUUUGAAAGGAAUUUUUUGUACUCUUUUUCUGAUUUCACUAAAUUAAUGAUGCUAUAUUUAAUGGAAAAUUGUAGUGAUUAUUUCUAGUCUGUUAAGGUAAUCAGUGAACUUUUAUAACCUAAUACAAAGUGACACAGCUUUAUUUUAGCAGUGCCAUGCAUCUGAGGGUUUUGACUGGUUGUUGCAGUCAGAUAGGUGCCAUGCUUAUCUUUCUCUGUUAGGUGAAAAAUAAGCUUUUGUAGGAGAUAGUAUGAUAACUGUCAGCAGGUGCAGCCAGGGCUGUUGGUCAGAGCCUGGGGCUAAUUUAACUAUAGCGGGAGCUGCUUUCUCACUGACACUUCUGGUUGGUCAGUCGUAUACACAGUGGCUGGUGAAAUAGUGGCUGGUAAGGAGCCUUUUUUCCAUGGGAGGAAAAAAGUCUCUUUAAUCUCAAACGAGUCAGACUAAGAAUGUUUAGAAAUGGCCUGUGGGUAGUGAGCUUUUAUCCAUAUGGGGCUAUUUUAAGAUUAGCUGUCCUUUCAAGAUAAACGUAGGGAAAGUGUGUAAAAAUAUUUUAACUUCUAAUAGGUUAUAAACCUUAAAUAAUACCUAAAGUAUUAUUAGAGGAUUGUCUUUGAUCUUUGCAGUUAGAGGAGCAUUUCUUUAGUGAAAAAUGUCAUUGGACAAAUACGGUGUUAGUCCUGUGUUUUAUUCGGAAAAUGCCUUUUGACCAUACCAAGGUUGGAGUUGCCAUAUUUUUUGCUGUUAACCAGUUUCUUCAAGGUUGUAAUUUUUCUUCAGAUAAGUCAUCUCAGCAUCUGUGGAGGAUUUUAAGGUCUGAACUCCUAAGAAGCUGUCUCAUAGAAUUAAAGAAUCAUAGAACGGUUUGAGUUUGAAGGGACCUUAAAGAUCAUCCAGUUCCAACCGCCCUGCAGUGGGCAGGGACACAACCCACUAGAUCAGGCUGCUCAAGGCCCCAUCCAACCUGGCCUUGAACACUUCCAGGGAAAUGAUAUGUUUGGUAGGACUAUGGAUAUUUUUUUCCUAGGUUACCGGUGUGGUCAAUGCUGCAUUUUCCCAGCACUUUAAGGUCAGGAGGAAAAAGAGUUGGUUGUAGCCAUUUUUAGUUUGGUGCUGCUCCUGGGCCAGAUUCAGCUGACUCUUAAACCACCAGCAACACAGUUGCCUAAUUCAAAGUAUGCAAAAUUAUGCACUUUUCUAUGAUGCGAAGGAUCCUUGCUCUCUCAAAUAUAAGUCUUCUAAUGUGUUGAACUUUCACAGGUGAAUGUGUAACAAGUAAAUCACCUUCUGGUACUCAUGAAGAGAACUGGGAGCUGUAGUCCUGGCAAGGGCUGUGUCCGUUUCUGCUGCUCCUUUUUAUUUUUCCUCUCUUGGGUGAGAGCGCUAAGGCUAUAGGCAAACAUCAUCUUCCAAGCACUGCUUCCCAAAAACUGCUGUUUCUUGAGAUGCACUUGUGUGAGUGCAACCUCAGCAAGUCUCAAAGCCAGGUGGAUUAACUUUAAGAUGUUCCAUGGUAGGUCUUCUGAUAACCUGGUACUUUGAGGCAAAGAAAGUGGGGAUGAAUUUUCCUCACCAGCACAUCUGGAUUCAACAAGAGAAGUGUGUCCUGAGCUGGAGUUAAAUUACAGUGGUAAUUCCUGGUACCAGAGUGUUUGAUUUCUAGGUCAAAAGUAUCAGUGUAUGAAGACAAACCUUUGCAGUAUAAGUUCUUUUGGCUUCCAAAUAAAUAAUUGAUUUAUUUUGGAAAACAGUUGUUGUACUUAGAGUUAUCAAAGGAUUAACUUUUAUACUUAGUUUUGAAAGAAGAGCCCUAUUUUUGUUUUGUAAUAGCCUUAAAUUUCAGUAAAAGCAAACUUCUGUGCUUUUGAAAAGUGCAGCAGACUACAGUUGUGGGAGGAAGGGAAAGGAAGAGCAGAUUUUAAAUACUCCUCAGAAUUUGUAAAGGUAAACGUGGAUCUCGAUCAAGCUUAAGCUGUGUUCUCCCUGAUUCAGUAGUCUAGGCAUCCAAUGUUGCCUAUUUUGCUGCUGAAUCGUUUCCCCGGCCAUCUGCCCUGAUCAUGUCAAGUGAGAAGUGACUCCCUUUUGCCUUAGUUGCACUUAUCCCAUUGUCUUCCUCCAGUUGCUCUGGCUGUGUUUACACAACUCAGAUUUGCCAUCUGGGCAAAAUGUCUUGCCACAAAGUUUGUCUUCUAUGAAAAUGGAAAUCAAAUUACAUACUUCUUUGCCCCCUUUUUCUCCCCCAGCUGCUAUAGGCUGGUGUGAGAUGGACCAAACCCAGCAUUCAGGGGGCUGGAGACUCUGGAGCUGUGGUAUGUCUUGCUCUCUGGGACAGCAUAAAAUAGGCUGCUUUAGUGGUGUCCUCUGUGACCAAGUCCUCCUGAAGGAAAUGUUGCAGUAAACCUGGAGUAAUGCGCUUUUGACUUUUAAUGGUCGCUCAUGGUUUUGAGUGGAGUACUUGACAGUGUGGAACUUGGGGCUACGUUUUUUUAGUUAACUUAUUUUAUUGUACUAUCAUAAAUGAAAAGGUAA